AACAAAACGUGGUUCGUGAGAAUUAUAUUUUUCGCAAAACGAGCUCACAACCCGGUCCUGGUCGUCCACGCAAAAAAAAAGUGAACACCGAAAGAACUGCGCGGGGAAAUGUAAACGGGCUCAUCACGUUCGUCAUUAAUAAUGCGGCUGCUUGUUUUUGUUGUUCUGUCCUUUUAUUUGCUGCUACCGGUUUGGUCAUCGUUUUUUGGUACUGCGCCGAUGCGUGAGAAGAAUUGACUGUGGCGAAUUAUUCCGCACAGGUUCGGUGUUGUCAUGUACAUCAUUCAUACCGAGGAAAAUGACUAAAGGUAAAUAAACCAACCAGAUUCCUACGUCAAAAGUACAAAGCAACAAAGAUCAAAGUAAGCGUACUCCGCUUGCAUUUGCAUAAACCGUUGGACUUGCAUAACCGCCUGUGGAAGGUAUACCGUAAAGGUUCUAUUAUUUCAUAUGGAUGACCUACAUAUCGCCCAACGAACUCUCCCGUGACAAGUGCGGGGGACAGUGCGCAUUUAAGAUGAUCCUAAUUGUGCUGCAGCCAACAAUUACAACUUCAACUUACUGCCUGUAAAGAAUCACCCAUCCGUGGAAUUGGUAAGAUAUCGCUCCGAGAUGUUUCCUAUCAUCGAUAGCCGCGUCGUCGUCGUCGAUAAUUUGCCCUCAGUUGAAAACGGAAUGUCACACAGGUCAGACCCUGCCAGCUGCCUGCGGCAGCAUGUGACAGAAAGAAUAGCAGAUCAAAGGCACUGUUUAUUGCGACGACGAAUAGUCCAUCGUUCAGCGGUAGCUCAUCGGUGCUCCCUGCUCAUAGCUCUAGUAUUAAGUUGUCCCCUGCUAGUACUAGCUUUGCCGCACUCUUCGCAUCAUUCUCCUUCUUCGUCGUCGUCGUCGUCAACGCUGGCGUCCACGUCGAGUAGUAGCGGUGGAUCCGCUGGCAGUAGCAGUACAAAAAGUUUAGGUGUUUACAUGAUCCGAUCGCCGGAAUCGACGACGGCACCAGCCGGCGAUGAAGUACUCUUCGAGUGCGAACUGAAUUUGAUACCUGAGAGACUAGAGUGGCGGUUUCGGGCCCAGGAGAGCCAGGGAAGUCGCGAUGAUUACGUCUACCUUAAUAAGAAUGGUCACAACGUGACAACCGUCGAAGGAAACUCGAAGCUACAUGUGUACGUUAACGUCAAGACAAUCGGUGAGUAUCAGUGCGUUGCGUGGUUCGGGGCUUCGGCGAUCGCCUCCAUACCGGCGAGGUUAACCCUCGCCUCAAUCAGUCUGGACUCUAGUAUUAGCAGUAGUGGCGGCUACGCCAGUUACGGUCCGAUCCGAGGCAGCAGUAUUAGCGACGUCCACAGCGGGCGAACCGAUCGUGUACCGACCAUGAUGAGACGGGUACUUUCUCCGAUCCAGCAGCAACAUCUGAAAAUCUCCCCGGGAAAUAGUAUUAUCAUCAAGUGUGGAGAAGUAAUCUCCAAUCCUCCAGCUAUCUGGAGUUACUACAAAGACGAAGUAGCGAUUCCCGCCAGUACCCCUCAGCUACCAUCCGGUGGACUGAUUCUACCCCAACUAACGCCACAAGACUCCGGAACGUAUCGCUGUUCAGCCGUCAAUUCAAUCACGGGUAACGAACUAAAACUGCCACAGAAAACUACAAUUCUCGUAGAAUUCACCCCUCGAUCAUCACCGAGAGCGAUCUACAAACCGCAAAACGUAUCCGCAACACCGGGUUCUACCGUCCUACUGGAGUGCACCGGAGUGGCAAACCCCAUCCCCAAACCAUCCUGGUCACGUAGGGAUGGUCUUCCCAUCGGAGAUCAUUCGCAAGUUCUACCCUACGGCCUACAAAUCAACGGUGUCGUUCCGGAAGAUCAAGGGGAAUAUGCGUGUCGCUUGGACAACGGUGUAGAACCUGCCCUCGUACACACCAUCAAACUGACCGUGCUGGAGCUCCCACAGAUCAUCGAACCCCCGCGACCAACCCUAACCAAUGAAAGCGAAAGUCUCGAACUGCAGUGCAUUGCCAAGGGUUCCCCAACUCCGGACAUUUACUGGAUGAUAAACGGUGACUACACCAAAUGGGAUCGACUGAUCAAAUCAAACGGUUCCAAACUGUUCAUAAAAUCGGUCGAGAAGAAACACGCCGGAAUUGUUCAGUGCUUCGCUAGGAACGAAGUAGGCGAGGUCAGCGAGAGUAGCCUUCUGCAGGUUAAUCCGAAACAGAUUCCCGGCGGGAUUGGAUCACCUCCUUUAGGCUCCGUACCUUCCGGUUCCAAGUUCGGAAACGAACACAACGGUAAACGGCAGAAGGGUGGAAAGAAACACAAACACCUAAUCAUGAUUCCACCAUCCCGACCGAACAUCACCCGGCUAUCGGACGAAUCGGUCAUGGUUCGCUGGUCGGUUCCAUCCAGCGACGGGCUCCCGAUUCAGUUCUUCAAGGUUCAAUAUCGUAUGCUGGGUGAUCCAUCGAAAAACAUCGCCCGAACCCAAUGGAUGACGGAGAACGAAGACAUUUCCCCCUUCACUCGAUCGUACGAGGUCAACAACCUCAAGUCCGACCAUUACUACCGAUUCCGCAUAGUCGCGGUGUAUUCCAACAACGAUAACAAAGAAGGUGCCGCUUCCGGAAAGUUCCAUCUGCAGCGAGGAUCUCAGUUAGGACUCGCCAAGAGUCACCUCCUGGCACCGACGCUAACCCGUAUCGAACCUGUUUCGCAGCACGCCAUCGUCCUGCACUGGCAGUUCCCGCAGCAUCUUCCCCAUCCGAUUGAUGGAUUCUACGCGUACUAUCGACCCGCCACCACAGCUGGAGAGUACUCGAAAGCUACGGUAGAUACUCCGACGGCUCGCCAUUUUAAGAUCGAUCAUCUAGAACCGGGAACGGCAUACGAAUUCAAACUGCAAUCGUUUACGGCGGCGGCCGCGUCCGAUUUCAGUGCGAUCCUAACCGGAAAGACGUUGAAACCUCCAACGCCUCCUCCUAUUGUCCCAUCGGUUGUGGCCGCCUCCGAGGCGAACAACGGAACCGGAGAAGUUCCAAACUACGUGUACAUGGGUGUCGGCGGGUUCGUCAUAGUGCUAGGAGGAAUCAUUCUACUGUGCUGUUGCUGUGUGGCGUGUAAGAAAAAGCGUGGUCCAGGUGUUGACGAAUCAGACGCCAAAUCACACAUUCAAGUUGAACAGAAUGGUUUCCCCGGGUCGAUCAGCAACGGCGGUCCCCGGUCCCAUCACCACAAAAGCCGGAACGGUAUCAGCGCCCGGAUGAAUAUCACGCCCAAUCCGCUGGCUCAAGACGGAGAUAAGAAUCGUAAUGUGAUGGAGCUGCGUUUUCUACCGGCCAAACCGCAACCAACCGUUCCUACCGGUGGCAGUGGUGUUGGUGGUAGUGGAGGUGGUGGUUUUAGUGGAUCUCCCGGUGGCGGUACCCUGAAUCUGAUGACCAAUGGACCCAACUCUUACCCUACUAAUAACAAUCACCAACAUCAUCAUCAUCAACCACAUCAACAACAACAACAUCAACACCAACAGCAGCAACAUCAUCAGCCCCUUCAGAGCCAAACCGUAAUCAACAACGUCGGCCCGGGCCAGGAGCACCUGAUGCUAGCAUCGAUGCCGCACCGCAGAACACUGGAGCGAAGUGUCCGCAAUCUGCAGCACAGCCAACAGCACAACGGACUGGACCAGAGCCAGAAGAUGAUGCUGGAGGGAGACUGCGGUGUAACUACAACGGUCGGGGCCGUGGGUGUUGGCAUCGUGCUCGGACCUCGCAACAACUCGUCCAUCCGGAGAGGCCGGCGGGGUUCUGGAUCUGUUCCCGGCAGUCCCCGGGUCGGUCGUGGACCGAGUGCCGAACUGCUGCAGCACAAUCGAUCACCGAUGCCGAUCCGGGCCGCGGCUAGCGGUGUUAAGCGGGCGACCCGAUUGGGACGGGCCGAGAACAUGUCCUCCGGCAGUUUGAACAGUAUUGAAGUGUGAAAAGUCCGGAUCAAGUAGGCGGUUUGAAAUGUGAUAUAAUAUGACGUUUGCACGAAAUUGGCUAAAAGAAAAUGAACAACAAGAAAAAAAAAGACACAGCAGAUUGUUCUUUAACGGAUCCCACAAAACCGCAACUGAAAUAGCUAAUACUUAACUGAAGAAAAAAAACAUAUGGUAGUUUUAAUUAGUAAUCCGUCCUUUGAGCAGCAAACAAGUUGAAUCACAAGCAAACGAAUGUCGGUAGGCAAGUGCUAGAAUAAAGAUCCACUAUUUAAGAGAGUUAUAUUUACUGUAUUUUAGUGAACAAAAGUACGCUUAAAACUCGAUUAGCUGAACAAAUUUAAAUACAGGCAACUAAUUGUACUUAAUAAAUCAUUAACGAAUCGCUCGAAUGUGUAAAUAUUUAUUUCGUUCUACAACCUGAUAGAGUAGAGUCACAAACGAUUACAGAGAUCAAUGGUUUAGCGCAAGUUUUGAAGCAAAACACACAAACAAACGAACUGUUCUACUUAGAGACUAGGAAUACGCAACAUAUUAGAUUUGACUGAAACUAAUCAAUAAACGAAUAAUAGCGAGACUAGAACUAAAACAACCCGAGAAAGAGAGCGAGUGGAAAUGAUGUGUGAGUGUUAAAUUAUUUACAAAACUAAGUACGAUGAUUUUAACAGAAUAUAUUUAACACAGUAGGAUAGCAAUUUAUCGUAGUUUUAACUAAAAAAGCGGGCGCCAUUUUUUCGAGUUUUAUGUUUGCGCUGUAAAUAUCGAUGGCAUUCAAUUGGAAUGGCGACUGGAGCACAAAUUAUGCAAAAAAUUAUUUGAAUUAUUAGGCAAAAAAUGAGCAUGUAAAUUUCGACGUGUUUUAUUUAAUUUUGUUUCGUUUUUUUCUGUUCGACUGCAUAUGGCUCAAUACGUAACACGGUUCAUAGAGAAAAGAAAUUGUUUAAAUAUUUAGGGAGGUUAAAAUUGGAAAAUCUAUAUGAAACACAAAUAAGACAAAAAAGUUGUUAACACUAUUCGUAACUGUAGUAGCAAACAGAGAAUAAAUUAAAUUUCGUUUCUUUUUUCUUAAAA
Molecule: messenger RNA, 5037 nt
Organism: Topomyia yanbarensis
Lineage: Eukaryota; Metazoa; Arthropoda; Insecta; Diptera; Culicidae
Product: interference hedgehog-like
Exons: 9
Coding region: 613-3966 (1117 amino acids)
Biological process (GO): axon guidance; cell-cell adhesion
Cellular component (GO): plasma membrane; axon
Molecular function (GO): protein binding
Source: RefSeq, a predicted model, not a curated record